This is a messenger RNA of Caenorhabditis elegans, 624 nucleotides long. RefSeq names its product Large ribosomal subunit protein mL41 (gene mrpl-41). Gene Ontology annotation, molecular function: structural constituent of ribosome. Bases 1 to 543 code for a protein of 180 amino acids. Gene Ontology annotation, cellular component: mitochondrion; mitochondrial large ribosomal subunit. The transcript is spliced from 4 exons. The record is from RefSeq and is marked reviewed. Lineage: Eukaryota; Metazoa; Nematoda; Chromadorea; Rhabditida; Rhabditidae.
AUGAAACUGGUGCUCGUAAGCACUCGUGGAGUCCGUUCACUCAAUUCAACCAAUUUUCCGGCUCCAUGGCCAUUUGUGAAGAAAGGAGCAUUUGGACAAAGGAAAAUCGGUCCAAUGAACUACGAAAAAUUCAAAUGGCCCGGACAGAAUCGCGAAUUUCCAGAACUUUCUCCGAAAUUUCAGAAAUUGAAUCCAAAAGAGUUGCAUAGGUACACCGGAGUCCAGGCGGACGGAUUUCACGACGAAAAGACUGGAGAGUUUGUACCGGUGAAAGAGAUGCGAUCAGAGCUUGUUGUACCGAAUUUGGAUGGUUUCAAACUUCGGCCCUACGUCUCCUACCGUACAGAUGUUCAAAUCGAAAAGCGACGAGUUGCGUAUGAGAAGAAAGUUUUGGAAAAAGGAUCCGAACGAUUGGCUGAUUUACAUACUGUUGAGGAUGAGAGAUGGCCACCACCGAAAAUGUCAGCUGAAACAUUGUUCGAAUUGGCGUACGGCGACACUGUCCGAAGUGCAUACAAGGAGGGAAAAUAUGGAAAUAAAUAAUGUUAAAUCGAUUUUUUUUUCAUAGAUUUUUCAUAUUUUAUAGCGAUUUUUCUGUUAUAUUUUUUGUUUUUGUUGAAAAAA